Molecule: messenger RNA, 252 nt
Organism: Macroventuria anomochaeta
Lineage: Eukaryota; Fungi; Ascomycota; Dothideomycetes; Pleosporales; Didymellaceae
Exons: 1
Source: RefSeq, a predicted model, not a curated record
GCUACACAUACUCUCCAGCCAUUAGACGUCGUCUGCUUCAAGCCACUGGCUCAAAACUACUCAAUUGAGCUGGAUAACUACAACCAACGGAGCCAAGGCAGAGCACCUGUGAAGAAGAGCAACUUCUUCUCACUAUUUUGGCCUGCCUGGGUGAAAACCUUCACCGAGACGCUCGUUUUGAUAGCUUUCAGAGCCACAGGCAUCUACCCACCAAACGCCGACGUCAUACUCACUCGGUUCAAAACACCUACU